Messenger RNA from Xyrichtys novacula (pearly razorfish), 3390 nucleotides. The record is from the annotation of a GenBank genome assembly. NCBI's taxonomy places the organism in Eukaryota, Metazoa, Chordata, Actinopteri, Labriformes, Labridae.
AUGUCCGCUGCGACGCCUCAUUCAGGUGAACACUAUGUUUUUCGUCGACGUGACUUUGAGGAGCACCACAGAAGAUGGCACACUCCUCAACCUGCCCACGAUGCGAGACAACCCAGACUCGUCCAACAUACACACCGGGUAAAUCGAAAGUGCCCUAACAUGCUAGCUGUAGCUUUUUUUAAGGCUUUUCGUUAAUCUUCACGCCCUGGCAGCCGUGGCUCUGUCGUGUCGGAGCUAACGAUAAGCCCGGAGAGCUGCUGUGAUUGUAAGAGAUCAUGUCAGUUUAAUACGACGUCAGUUGGAACAGUUUCAGUCAGAGUUUGUCCGGUGUAACCAAAGCUCGGGCAAAACCCCAUUCAAAAACCUAACACUUUCAUAUUCAGCUAUAAAAGUCGAAAACAUAUGUAACUGCAAGUACGUGCUUUAUUUAUGGCUCUUAUAAACAAGACCGACGCCAUUAAAUCGGCAUAUGUAACGUGAUUUAAAUCAUCUGACACCUUUAGAAUGAAGUAAAUAUGUGUCCGCACUCAAGUGUAGGUGGUUUUUGUAGUAGUAAUAACAGGUCUAAUUCAGUGUGAUUGAAAUAGCACUGUUUUGGGGCAAUGAAGUGAGUUUUCAGUGUUUUUCAGUAAACUUUUGUGUCUUUUUUUAGGGUUUUGCGUUUCUUGACUUAAUUUCCUACUUAAAGUGGGACAAAGUUUAAAGAAAGCCCCAUCCCUAAACAAACACUACAGCUUUACACAAGAUUAUGGUUACUCAGCCUAACAAGUAAAACAAGUUACAGCACAUUUUUCCCUUUGAAAAGAUGUAUCUUAGUGACACAACACUGAUGCUCUUUGUAAUCCACUGUGACAAUAAGUCUAAGUGGAACUAAAGCCAUAAAGAUAUAAAUGUUAUGUUUUAAGAGGCUGUUGUACAUAGGUAAUGCUUUGAAAGGUUAAAGCGUUUAAGCUUGGGAAGUUCUGCGGAUAUUAGGGAAGUGGUGAUAUUAACUAUGAAGUACUAGACAUGAUAAUUUUUGAUCAAGUGUGUCACGCCCUCAGCUUUUUUCUAAAUCUUCUUGUGAACAAGAAGAUUCAAAAUCCAAUGACAUGAAGCACUUUCAUUUGCUUCUCUCUGAAGUGUUUCACAAUACUGUGAAAUAAAAAGGGCACAUUUCACAAUUGCAUGAUGACAAAACAAUUUCUAAACCUAAAUAUCAGAAUUCAAAUGGAACUCGCUGCAAAAGGACCAAACAGGGUGUUUUUCAUCAGCUUGUGAUGGACCAUGGUAGAGGCUGGCUGGAAAUAGUAAAAGAAAGGUGGCAGAAAAGUCCCUGAGGGCUGGACCUUGCUCCUCGCCUGCUGGAUUCCUUUAUAAAUCUGGGUGUAGUCAUUGGUAUACUGCUUUUCAGUUGUAGAUUUGUUUUUCUGUGUGAUGUAGAUUUCUCAGCAGGUCUGUUUCAGGUUUCUUCUCGGGUUUGAUUUGUUCUGCAGGUGUGUGGGCCCACAUUGGAAACAUGAUAGGGUGUGUCUACUAGCCCCUUCCUUUCAGUAAGAAGGCAAACCACAAUACAGCACAUGGGAUUAGGAAGGACGUGGCCUGGGAUCAGGGAAAUAAAACAAUUAACUGUGCCAGCGGUGAAUACUAAUAACAAUUUACAUUGUCUCCAGAUUAAGUUAAAGUAUAACUCCACCUCAAAGUCUUUACCUUAUUACAUCCUCUGCACACGUUAACAAAAUCAGGAUGGGCACAAAGGUGGGAGUGUGAUGAAAUGAAGCUACCAAACCCAGUUACCAAACAUAAAGACAUUAUGACAUGAAAAGAUUGCAGUUCCCACACCAGGUCCAUGAAACUAUAAGACGUGUUAUAGACUGAAACAUAAUCCUUCAGGACAAAUGAGCUGAACAAAAAUACACAUUUCUCUCCUCUGACAAGCUUGGAUUGUUAUUUAAAGCGUCUGUCAACAUCUCACAAAGAUUUGUUCAAAAAUAGGUGAAUACUAAUAACAAUUUACAUUGUCUCCAGAUUAAGUUAAAGUAUAACUCCACCUCAAAGUCUUUACCUUAUUACAUCCUCUGCACACAUUAACAAAAUCAGGAUGGGCACAAAGGUGGGAGUGUGAUGAAAUGAAGCUACCAAACCCAGUUACCAAACAUAAAGACAUUAUGACAUGAAAAGAUUGCAGUUCCCACACCAGGUCCAUGAAACUAUAAGACGUGUUAUAGACUGAAACAUAAUCCUUCAGGACAAAUGAGCUGAACAAAAAUACACAUUUCUCUCCUCUGACAAGCUUGGAUUGUUAUUUAAAGCGUCUGUCAACAUCUCACAAAGAUUUGUUCAAAAAUAGAUCAACAGAGUCUUCCAUGGCUCUACUGAAAACCACUAGCAUUUGCUUCUUCCUGUCCCUUCUUGAACAAUUAUGGUUGUGUUUAUUGUUGUUGCUGAUGUAUUGGUGUUUUUUUUGUUCAAGACAAAUAAAAUAGAAAUAGAAAAAUAGAAAUAGACAGACGAAAACAUGGACUGCUCUGAAGCAGCAGUUUCUGCUUAGGUCCUGUCCAUGUAUGUAUACUUUUUGAUUUGUAUGCAAAGUUGUAAUGAAACUCAACAUUUGUUCAACACAUUCUUAGACAGAAAACAAUUGUACCAGUGCAGUUCUUAUGUGAGGCCAUGUGAGACUUUUGCAUUUGCCCGUAAAGUCUUGUGGUUUGAGAGUGGUAAGAAGAUCUGCUGAAGGGUUAGACAGAAAAGUGGGUCAGUUUAAUUAACCACUUAAGAUCUGAGCAUUAAUCCGAGCGUUUUAUGAGCCUAUCAAAGGCAGAUGUGUAUGAUGAUUUGAUUCGCCAAGACUCCAGAAAUGAUUAAAAAACUACAGAAUGUUACAAAGUGACGUAUCCGUGCUCCUGGCUUGAAUAUAGAAAUGUGCAGCAGCCCCGCCGGCUUGGAAGGUUGAAAUGCGUACAACGCUUCUCCCGGCUUGAAGGGUUGAAAUACCUACAUGCACCCAACUUUCUGAGUAGAAAUGCACAGCCGCACUCCCAGCUUAGAAGGUUGAAAUGCGUUCAUGCUGUCCCAGUUUAAAUGGGUUAAGGGCUGAAAUUAAUGACUGUCUGGUUUUCCUAAACUUUGUCCCCACAGGUUGACGCCACCCCGAUCCGACCUGGAUGGCCUUUCGUGGACGACCCGACCACCAGACCUCAGCUGGAUGACUGUGAGCGGUUGGGGACUCUUUUCGGGAUGCUCAACAAGUACCUGCGGAGAAUUGGCUUCACCCAGAUGUACUUUGGGGACAAAAUAGUGGAGCCGGUUGUGGUGGUCUUCUUCUGGCUGCUGCUCUGGUUCUUAGGAAUCCAUGCUCUGGGACUGGUGGGAACUCUGUGCCUCAUCAUCAUCUAUAUCCAGAAGGAAUGA